GAUCAGGCCCCGCUAGAAUGAGGGACAGGGUUUUUUGUCUCUUCCUUUGAAGCACUGGGACUGGCCACAUGCUGGGUAAUAACAACAUGAGAGCAAUCCAGGUUUCUAAAACUAAACUGGCUCUUCGUUAAGAGAACAAGCUACAGAGGCGGUGCAACUACAGCUAGCAUUCCAGCCAUGUGCACACUGACUGGCUUCCUGGUAACUCUUCCUUCCAAGUUCCAUGCAGGUUGCUCAAUCCACUGUCAGAGGCACAAUACUGGACUAGAUGGGCCACAGGCCUGAUCCAAUCUGGGAAUGCCCAAAGUAUCUGCAAGGGUCACUUGCAAGCAGUGAACUUCUCCUGCCACAAACGUGUGCUUUCCCCAAAUUUAACAAAGAGUACAGGGUGCCUUCCCCUAGCCUGUGCAUGACUCAUUGUGCUGCUGCUAGAGCCAGGAGACAGCUCCCACACCCACUCACAUAGCACAAGAUGGCUAGAAAACCAAAUCAAACACUGAUUUCAACAAGGAAAUGUCAGGAGUCAGCAGAAAUAGAAAAAGGCAGCAUGUACAGAAGUGGCUCCAGAUUACAGGGGCCCCUGCAUAAAUUCAGACAGGAGGGCCCCUAGGGAGACCUCAGUAACAAAGCUAGUCCAUGUGAGGAGAUGCUUGUCCUUAAGGGACAAAAGCGAUGGAUUGCCAGCCUGGUAGGGUAUAGGAGAGUUUGUCACUGAGAGACCUGGGGAGAACGGUUUCCCUAGGUACAUCUUCCUGGAUGUGGGAGAUUGGGAUGGGCAGUUGCUCAGAAAGCAGGACUCCCCAUAGCCCCGUAUCCUGUCUGACACACCUGGCAAAUGCCAUGGGCUUGCCCCAGCAUGCAGAAUGAUAAAGAACAAACACCUUUAGUAUUACAUGCCUUAGGCAGCAGGGCACUCCCUCCUCCAGGAAGUACCCAGCUCUUGGUGGCCGCCUCAGUGUUUGCUCUCAGAUUGGAUCAGACAUGCCCUGAAGUUCUCAAGUGUACAGCUCAGACUGAAGAUCCCACCCAGCAAGGCGUUCUCCAGAAGCAGCCACUUGUAGUUCAGAUCAGAAUCACUGUCAGUCCUUGUGCACACUCAGAUUGUAGCUGGACUCAGAGAGAGAUUCCACCCAUGCAGCAGUGUAGCAUAGGGGUGCACAGCGCUGUGCACCAAGAGUGAAGGGACUUGGUUCUCUGGGAAGUAUCAUACUUUGGCCAUGAGAUACCGAACUAGAUAGAUCAUUGGUCUGUUCCACCAUAACGGCUCCUGUUUGCCGGCAUCAGAAGUCAUGAUGAUGGGAUACUCACAUUUGCCUCCGGAUGUGGCUAGAGUUCAGGUUACUGGGAGUAUGACACAAUCGGAGGCUGAAUUCUCUCCUUUUUAACCAUUUGUGCCAGUGUAAAUAGCCUGACAUCCUUAAUGACUGACUCCUCUAUUGGAGGCAGGAUUUCUAGUGGACGGAGUACUGGACGUGGAGUCCGGAAUGCUGAGUUUUAUUCCCUGCUCUGUGACUUCCCUUCUCUGUGCCUCAAUUUCCCCAUCUGCAAAAAGGAGAUAAUGCAGGGUGCUUUGCAAUCCGGAGAGCUUGAACAGCACAGACAGCCCGACGCCUUGACCUACCAGCAUGCCUUAAAUCUGCUCUGAAGAGCAGUGCAGUCUCUGCACCUGUUCAACCCUUGGCCUUUCUGCUGAGGUUGCCGGCAGAGCCGGUGGAAAGGGUGAUGGCAGCAGUGCACCAAGAAAAGGACUGGGGCCAGGUCCACACUACGAACUUCUGCCAGCAUAGCUAUGUCAUGUCGGAGUGUGACCUCUGACUGACAUAGGUGUGUCGACAAGGGUCACUACUAUAAAUGGGGUUAUACCAGCGAAAGUGCAGUUUUGCUGGUGUGAGCUGCAUCAACAUUAGGAGUGCUUUGCUGGUGUAAUGGAUCAGUACAGCUCUACCAGCAAAAUGUUCCUAGUAUAGACCCAGCCUCAGACUCACUCGAUAGCCAACAGAUGGUAACAACUCUCUCACCGACCUGGGCUGACCCACUUGGCCUUAUCGGUACAGGCGGAGCCCAGUCCAGGGAGCUGACUCUGCAAGACUCAGGUGACAAUGGCAACAUAAUCUGAUGUUUUGUUUUGUUUUCAGCCCUGAAUAAUCUCACAACAAACCUGUCAAGGGUGGCAGAGAAAAUGCGCUGGGUGCCCCUAAGCAGCAGGAUGAGUUAGAAAACAAUUAGGAAAAGUCCAACCUUAUUGCCUUUGUCAAACUUCCAGUGUUCAGAGCACCACGCCCUAUGUACCCUGUUCAAAUCUCUGCGUGCAGGAAAUUCCUUCAGAGGCACAAAAUCUGAUUAUCUCAACCCCUUUUCGCUGAUGUCAUUUCUGGACUGCCUCUUUAGCAACCUUCCCCCUGAUUCUGACUGCUGGCAAAAAAAAAAGCAGGGAAGAGAAAGGGAAAGAGAAAUAUAUGCUCAGACAAUCAGAGUUCUUGGAGACUCCUCUCACUUGACUCUUUCCUCUUCAGGAAGCUAAGUAAAGAGAAGAAAGUGAGAGCUUCUGCAAGCACCAAGGGCUAGAGCCGAUGGCCUCCGGUUGCCACUAAAAUCCUUUCAGCUGGAGGAGGAGAACACAGGAUGAAUGCCAGAGUCACUUCAGUACUGCUCCCUGAUGUCCUUCCCUGCACUCUGUAAUGGUGAAUCCUUCUGCUGGCCAAGAAAAGAAUGAGUCACCCCGGAAUGGAAGAAUGAUGAAUCACCACACGGCCCUCUUCAUGAAUUCCAGCAGGAACGUGGAUUUGAAGAUAAUUAUCAUAGGAGCACUGGGGGUGGGGAAAACCUCCCUCCUGCACCAGUUUGUGCACAAGACAUUCCAUGAAGAUUAUCGGACUACUCUGGGAGCCAGUAUCCUAUCUAAGUGCAUCAUGGUGGACAACACCCCCCUAAAACUGCAGAUCUGGGACACCGGGGGUCAGGAGCGGUUCCGGUCCAUGGUGUCGACAUUCUAUAAGGGCUCGGAUGGCUGUAUGCUGGCCUUUGAUGUCACGGACCUGGAGUCCUUCGAAUCCUUGGAUGAUUGGAGAGAGGACUUCCUAGAGAAGAUAAUCCCCACAGAGCAGGGCUUCCCCAUGGUGGUACUGGGAAAUAAAAUCGACUUAAAUGAACGGCAGGUGUCUAAGGAGACAGCUUCAUUCUGGUGCAAAGAAAAGGACAUCCCGUAUUUCGAAGUCAGUGCCAAGAAUGAUAUCAACGUAGUGCAGGCCUUUGAGACGCUCACAAGGCAGGCCCUGUUGAGGUACCAGGAGAUGCUCGAGAACUAUUUAACAGACUCCAUCAAGCUCACUCCUGACGAUCAGUCCAAGAAGAAAUGCUGCUGAAUGAGACAUUUGGAGACACCUGACAUCAUGUCUCUGAGCCCUCGCUCGGCACCAAAAUCGCUGAACUGACUCCAUUCACUUCCAGUUUUGUGUUCAACCACAGGAGAUGACCAGAGCGAUCCGGUUCCACUUUACACAGCCAAGUGGACAAAUCUCGUGACAUUUACCAAGUGCAGAGAAGAGACCGGCCUUUUGUCUACGUGCCUAGAUUGGACUAACCCAGCCAGACUGCACCUGGCUGCUCCUAUGAAUCGGGACCCUUAUUGCUUCAUUAACCUUCUAACCACCCAUUUCAAAGCCUUGCACCAGCCUUCUAAACCUGGCUCUGUGCAGUCAGUGCUGAGUCUAGGUGGCCCAGCUGCCUUCCCAGGGCUGUGGCUGGCUCAGUGACCUCACUCACCUGCUAUCUCUCUGCUCUAGUUACACCUGUUGACACUCACCCUUUGCCACUUGACCAAGCAUUCCCAACACACGCCUGAAUUGACAGUGCUAGGCAAGGCAGGGCUGUGCUGUCAGUGCCCUGCAGACUGGGCCUCCCUAGAGUAUGUAAUCUCAGUCCCUUUUGUUUGAACGCUGUUUGAACACAAAAGGGAGACAUUUGUUCGCCAGAUACCCAGUGUUUAAACUAACAGCCCCACAGCCUGCACUUGAUAUUAAACAGGUGUAAGCUAUUUAUCCCCAAGGGAGGGAAGGGUGGAUGGUCUAGCGGUAAAAGCACAGGCCUGAGAGCCAGGAGCUUCUACAUUCUAAUCCCAGCAUUGACACACAUUGCCGUAGGCAUAACCUUUCUGUGCCUUAGUUUCUCCCCACCUGUAAAAUGGUGUGGGGGCAUGAUAACACUCUGUCACCCAGAGAUGAGGUUGUUGGUAAAGCACUUUGACAAUGAACUGUGCUGUGGUGUUUUAUUGGCAGGGUGUUUUUUAAAGGCAUACUUUUAAAGGGAGGCAGUGCUGCCUACUGGCUAGAGCAUUAGAUUGGGUCACAGGAGACCUGGGUCCUAUUUCCAGCUCAUCUGCUAGUCUGCUGGGUGACCUUUGGUAAGUCACUUCACCUCCCCAUGCCUCAGUAGCCCCAUCUGUAAAAUGGAGAUAAUGAUGAAAAGUGCUAGAUAAGAGCUAGGCAGGAUUACUAUUUUAUUAAUCACUGAAAAAGGGGAGGCAUGGAUCAGAUUUUGACACAAGCAAGGGGAUUGAGCAGAACUUGAAAAGGGAAAGUGAAGGAAAGCGAGCAUAUGGGAUCUGUGCAGAUCUGUGACUGUCCUGAAGGGUCUCCCCUGCUCAAGUGUCUGGAUUUCUAUCUCAAUCUGGGAAUGAUGCCCAAUUUUCUGCUUUUAUUGCCCUGUAGGGUUCGGAUUCAUCUUUGGGUGUUAAAGACUCAAGGGCUGGACUUAGCUGUGCCCGUAAUGUGAAACUGACACAUGAAUUUAGGAUUUUCAGUGAUCCCAGGACAGGAGCAGUGGGAGGGAAAACAGCACAUUCCUACCUCUCGGAGGUGGUUCAUGACACUUUUAGUUGGUGGCUGUGAGCAGCAGAAGCAGCUGUCACGUGGAACUUGGCCAACGCUUGCAGAAUUGGUGAAACCUGGGUUAACACAGCAGUGAGGAUCACCGAAAGCCAAGCCGCAGGAUGGUGCCAGAGGGCACAGCGGUGUAUCAGUGCUGUUUCCAUGCAGUUUGGCUUUGACUGUGGAAAUUUGAUCCAGCCAUGAAGCCCAGAGGAGUGAUGGACCCCUUCCUGUACACCCUGCCAUGGGCUGUGAUCUGUUCGCAUAUACCCUGAUAUGGGCUGAGCCAUGGGCCACGAUCCCUUCGCAUACACCCUGACAUGGGCCACGAUCCCUUUGCAAACACUCUGACAUGGGUUGCACUGCUGAAGGUCUUUGGCCCAGUGUGCUCAAAGCUACCUUAGAGAAAUGUUUUUGGGUUCAGAGAUGAUGACAACACCCCUGUUAAUUUAAAAUCAUUCCCAGCAAAAGUAAAACGUUUACUCUGAAAUGCUGGGCAUGUGCAUCUUUUUUGUGUGUGGCUCUAAAUGAGAGGAUGUCCUGGGUCUGGGAUUCCCUGAGAGAAGCAAAUUUCACAGCAGUCUUGUGCAGGGGAAUAAGGCAAGCUGGACUGGCACUUCCUUGGAGCGUUUAGUCCAGCUCGGAAGUGUUAGUGUUGACGGAGAAGUAGAUCCUCCUGGAGGAGUGAGGAAUUCCCUUCUUCCACCCCCAGGAG
Messenger RNA from Chelonoidis abingdonii (Abingdon island giant tortoise), 5580 nucleotides. Lineage: Eukaryota; Metazoa; Chordata; Testudines; Testudinidae. The record is from RefSeq and is a predicted model, not a curated record.